GUGAUGUUAUUUAGCCUUUCAGAAUACUACAGUUUGAAUUCCAGCUCUCAGGAAAGACGAGCUUCCCAAUGUAGGAUUCAUGGCACAACAUACAUCAUCAAGAAACAGCAGCGAGGAUUGAGCGGAGCACCGGAAAAAAAAAGGAAAAAAGUAGCGCACCAUCUGUCCUAGGCAAUGUCCCAGCGAGCAGAGUCCUCCCAGUGUGGCGGCGUUGUGGUCGAGUUCGAACCUGACCACAUCAGGAAUGCCAGAGCCAAAAAAGCCAGGAGUAUACCAGGUUCAGCGCUUAUCUACCUCAAGGGUCCCAAGUUCCUCAUCUAUGUUAGUGGAGCGUUGUCAAUGUGGGGUGACCGAAUGUGGCAUUUUGCCAUCUCCGUGUUCCUGAUUGAGCUGUAUGGACGUAACUUGCUGCUGACCGCCGUCUUUGGCCUGGUGGUGGCUGGCUCUGUCCUCCUGCUCGGAGCUUUGAUUGGAGACUGGGUUGACCGCAAUCCCCGGAAUAAAGUGGCACAUGCAUCUCUUUUCAUCCAGAACAUCUCAGUGACAGUAUGUAGCAUUGUGCUCAUGUUGGUGUUCUCAUACAAACAAAGGAUUGAGCAGAUCUGGGAUGGCUGGCUGACUGUGGUUUGUUAUACGGUGGUGAUCGUCCUGGCAGAUGUGGCAAACCUGGCAAGCACAGCGCUGACAAUUGCCAUCCAGCGGGACUGGAUCGUAGUCAUCACUGGCUACAACCGGGGCCACCUAGCUGGAAUGAAUGCCACGAUGAGGCGGAUAGAUCAGGUGACUAACAUCCUGGCCCCGCUAGUGGUGGGGCAGGUCAUGACCCUGGCCUCCAAUGUAGUUGGAUGUGGUUUCAUCCUGGGAUGGAACCUUGUGUCUCUCAUAGUGGAGUUCUUCUUCUUGUCCCGGGUGUACCGCAUCGUUCCUGCUCUUUCAAUCAAACCGCCAGUGGUGGAGCUGGAUCAGGCCAGCCUGCAAGGAAUGGGAAGGAGAGGAUCACAAGGGGAAGGAGAAGUUGUUGAGACUCUGGCAGAAGGCAACAGCGAUGCCAGUCUAAACCUAAAAGAAAUCACCUACCUGCCCCUGUGCUUCCGAAGGUUUCGCUGGCUGGUGAGCACAUGCAGAGACGGAUGGAAAGCCUACUAUCAUCAGCCUGUGUUCCUGGCAGGAAUGGGUCUGGCUUUCCUCUACACAACAGUGCUAGGUUUUGAUUGCAUCACCACAGGCUACGCCUACACUCAGGGCAUAAGCGGCUCCCUCCUCAGUUUACUGAUGGGUGUAUCGGCCAUCACGGGGUUGAUGGGCACUGUCAUGUUUACAAGACUGAGGAAGAAUUACGGUCUGGUCAACACCGGCAUCAUUUCCAGCUGCCUCCACCUGGGCUGCUUGCUACUGUGCGUGUGCUCCGUGUUUGCCCCAGGCAGCCCCAUGGAUCUUAGCUUGCUGAUUCCCUACUUUACCUCAAACUCUUCCUCCGAGCUUGGAGGGAUGGCGAGCCAAAGACAAAAACACACUUAUCCUCUGAGGGGAGGCAGUAAUCAGCCACUUCUACCUGACCGCUCCUCCAUCCACUGGACGAACAACACAGUGCUUUUUGACAACGUGCCAUCUGGUAGUGCUCCCGAGUCUUACAUCUCCAUUAUCCUGUUGUUCUUGGGUGUGAUCACAGCACGCAUUGGUCUGUGGUCCUUCGACCUGACAGUCACACAGCUUUUACAGGAGACCAUCUGUGAGUCCGAGCGAGGUGUUGUAAACGGGGUGCAGAGCUCAAUGAAUUACCUGAUGGACCUGCUCCACUUCAUAAUGGUCAUCUCUGCUCCACAGCCACAGCAUUUUGGCAUCCUAGUUCUCAUUUCUGUGCUCUUCAUCACCACCGGACACACUAUGUACUUCCUGUAUGCGCACAAAGCCAGGAGAAAACGUCGCCAUGACACCUAAAGGAGCAGUUGUGUCCUCGUGACAGCCCCCGACCACGUGAAAGGAAUGUCUCCCUUGGGUCCAGGCUCCUGACUUUGCCAUUCGUUUCAGAAAGUGUCUCUGUCUCACCUCAGCUGCUUCCUUACUGAAGGGCCUGCAUGUGACACAUAGCAAACCGCAACUCAGGUGCAAUAGAAUGAGAGCAACACUCUAUCAUGAAUAUAAAUGGCCACUAUAAACCUCCAGGGGAGAUGUCCUGCUCUAAUUUACAGCAGAAUUCAGGCUUCAAUACAUGCUUUUAAAAACCCUGCAGGGAUCCUGCAUUUUCUAUGAAAGGGUGAAUGGACGGAGACAAGAAGCACUGUUGUGAGGAAAACUUGGACGCUGUUUACAUGGCAGGCCAAAGUGGACCAAAUCUGAUUUAUUCGAAAUCCGAUUUUUUCCAGCUGACCGUUUACAAGUAAAAUUUGAUCUUUGUCAGACUCCAGUAUAAAUAUGCUCAGGCCCCGAUGUGGCCACAAUGUGGCUUUAACGUCACUUGCAUGCGCAGUUCGAUAAAGUGAAAACAAAGAAAGUUGACCGAAUGAAAAAGGAAGGUUGUAAUACACAAGAAAACAUUAAACACUACAGAUCAGCUUGUGGCUGUUGUGUAGAGGAAAUAGGCAGGAUUCUAACUAUCUUCUAAUGUGGCCCAAAUCUGAUGUGAAAAUAUCAGAUUUGAAGCACUUUGGAGUGUUUAGAAUGGCAAAAAUCAGUGUCACUUGAGGGCAAAAAAAUCAGAUUUGGUGUCCAGUGUAAACGGAGCCUUUGAUCCAUAGAAAAGAAAGACAACAUAACUUGGUAGAAGUGUUGAAGAAUGCGCCUCCUUUGAAAUAUUCAAAGAUGUCCAAAAAAAGGAACAUGCAGGGAAUUACAUGCGAAAAAUCAGAAAGGCAGCUUCCCUUAUCAAAUGACUAAACAUGUCCUUCCCCCUGGUUUGUGUCUCUGUGGAUGAUCACAUAUGAAGGUGAGAUUUUUCACCAAAUCAACACAAGCUAUAUUACUCCUAUUUUCUACUUCAUAUGAAGUCAGCAUUGCCUUACCUCAACAAAGGGCAACAAGAUUGUCGGGCGACAACUUUCUGCUCUAAUGUAUGUCUCCAUAGCUGUGUCAUGUACACAACCAGCAUCACCUCUCUGCAAUUUAUUUGUAACA
Entelurus aequoreus (snake pipefish) is the source of this 3111-nucleotide messenger RNA. RefSeq names its product solute carrier family 40 member 1. Lineage: Eukaryota; Metazoa; Chordata; Actinopteri; Syngnathiformes; Syngnathidae. Bases 175 to 1938 code for a protein of 587 amino acids. Gene Ontology annotation, cellular component: membrane. The record is from RefSeq and is a predicted model, not a curated record. Gene Ontology annotation, molecular function: iron ion transmembrane transporter activity. The transcript has 9 exons. Gene Ontology annotation, biological process: iron ion transmembrane transport.